Messenger RNA from Sphaeramia orbicularis (orbiculate cardinalfish), 2029 nucleotides. It is a transcript of the gene miip, whose product is annotated as migration and invasion inhibitory protein. Lineage: Eukaryota; Metazoa; Chordata; Actinopteri; Kurtiformes; Apogonidae. The coding region runs from base 124 to 1332 and encodes 402 amino acids. The record is from RefSeq and is a predicted model, not a curated record. The transcript has 9 exons. Gene Ontology annotation, biological process: negative regulation of G2/M transition of mitotic cell cycle; negative regulation of cell migration.
UGUCAACGGGUUGUUAUGGAGCUCGUAGCGUCAGGUUGUUUAAAUCACAACAGUCUCAAACUUGGUGUGGUCGCUGCAAACAAACACAAAUAAGACUGAUUUUAAAACACUGUAUUUGUUAUAAUGUCCUCCGACGACCGACUGGACGUUUUGCGAGAGCGUAAUAAAGAUUUACUGAUCCAACUCCGGCAGCAGCAGGAGAAACUGGAACAUCUGUGCGGCAGCGGUCAGAGCCGCAAGAGGGAGAGAGAGGACGACGAAGAGGAGGGGAGACAGUCUGCAGAGAUGAGGACCCUGACGGACGGGGACCGGGAUCCAGCCAGGGCCGCUCUCUGCAAAACUAAAGUGAAAUUCACCGAUACGUGUGAGAGACUCAAAAGCAUCCGGCAAAGUAUUUCUACACCAUCUUUGGCCUCUGAUCACAGAGGGGGAUCUCUGGAGCGUACAGCAGCAUCAGAUAUUUUCAGAGACAGAAAUCCUUCAGUCCAUGAGAGCCUGCAGAGCAUCAGGCCACCCAAUGCCAAGUUCUGUCUGGUAAAUCAUAGUGAAACACAGAAGGAGGUGGAAGAUAACGACACACUUGAGGGUGAUGAAUGUGCAGAGAUACCUUCCUCAGACCGGCAUCAUUUGCAGCCUUUACUUGGAUACGACUGGAUAGCAGGUGUUCUAGAUGCUGAGGAUUCCUUGAUAGAUCGCUCUGAUGAAUUCUUCAAUGAACUGCACACAUUUAGAUCGCUCCAUAAAGAUGAGUGUGUCCGCAGCCCACAAGCAGAGUUUUGCGAGGCGAGUCUCUCAGUCUUGCCGUCGCUAUCAGACAAGAGCAACCCUGACGCUAACAAGGACACUCAUCAAUGUACUUUUUCUUAUAGGAUUAACAGCAGGCUGUUUCCAGUCCCACUUAACUCUAAGGAGUGCUGUCCUGUGUGCAAAAGACACAAGUCCACACACCCUCACACUACUGCUGAACCAGCUCUAAUAAGGGUCAGCAUUCCUCGCUCCACUCUCUUGCCUCCGUACAAGUACAAAGCUCAUCGGCGUUGCAGUUUUGACCCGUCUGAUAGUUUGGGUUUGCCUUCGCACUGUCUGUCAGGCUGGUCAAACACAGGUCAGAGCCUCCUGACACCACAAAGUAGCCUUGAUCUGCGGAGUAAUCUGAAUAUCAAACACAGCACUGAGUCACCGAACAAGGAACUAGAGGAUCUCUCUGCUCCCAAAGGGUCUAGUCGCCUGAAGCCUGACCAGAUCCCACAUGUGUCACUCCUGGCUCGACACCACUUCCAACACUUGUCUCCCAAAAGGAAAACUGGAACAACAUCCCACCCUGUAACCUGACAGUUGUUUAUUUUAUGAUAAUCGCUGUAGUUUCCAUAUGUCAUUUCAUCACCACCCAACAUGAUUCCUCUCUUUGUUGAAGUUUUGGUAUUUUUUACAGCAGUGAUGAUUUUCCAUUACAUUUGCUAAAUUACUAUUUUUCAACAUUAAAUAAACAGGUUGUCAUAUAGAAAACAAAGCGAGCCUCAACAUUUAUUAGUGCCUGACCUUAAAUUUUAGAAAGUGUAAUUAAUGCAGGGACUCAUUUAAUGCAAAUAAGAACGUACCAUCUGUCAACAGAAGCUCCGUGUCAUUUGUUUUCUGAUUUACAAUUCGCAUGUGAGUGUCAGCAGCCCUGUGGAAGUGAGGAAAGAUCAUAAUGUUGCACCACAGUGGAAAGAUAUUUGACAAAUCGAGGGAGUCUUUUUAGAAUUGCAUACAGAAAGCUAAAUUUGUGGUUGCUUUUCGAAUUUCACAACAUAAAGGAUGUCUUUUUGAGUCAUAUCUGUUGCACAGACACCCUUUUGGGUUUCCCUUUCCAUUUGUUUGCUUUGGCUCCAGGUUUAUGCAUACUUCUGUUUUUGACUUCCUUUGUUACUUCCUUACUUUAGGACUGAGAGCAAUUCUGUGACAAGUUGAGAAUGAUACUGUACAUCGACUGCAAUUCACAGGAAACCACAACUGCCUAUACAUUUAGUCAGACUGUAUUCAUCACACC